Messenger RNA from Sclerotinia trifoliorum, 996 nucleotides. NCBI's taxonomy places the organism in Eukaryota, Fungi, Ascomycota, Leotiomycetes, Helotiales, Sclerotiniaceae. The record is from the annotation of a GenBank genome assembly.
UCUUUCCAAAAAGGCUUGGAUUAUCACCCUAUGAUUGUAUCUUCAUCAUUUUACAGAAUCAUUUAGAAGCUAUGGGCGGAGUGUGCUAUUUCCUUCGGUCGUGACUUUUGAAGAAUACAAAAGGCAGGAAACGGUCGUCCUAGAAACAGCAUUAAAGAGUUCAAUCGUCACAACGAGCAGAAGAACAGAACAAAACAGAACAUACAAAGUAACCGUUGUUACAAUACAUUCGAUGAUCGACGCAACAAUAUCUAAUCCUGAGUGGUGGGAGCAAAGAGAGUGCUGCGAUGGGACGAAGUUUUACUACAACGUCGCCACACACCAAAGAACAAAACUAAAUCCUAGCCGUGGUCCACUACCCCCAGGCUGGGCCGAAAUUCAUACAGAUGGAGAAAUUCAAGCCCUUCAACAACGUACCGGGAUCAUUGCAAAAGCAGACCCACGAUGUUACGAGCCAGAUCACGAGAAGAGAGUGGCAGCUACAAUUCACGACUGGACUACACACCGGGCAAGCCCUUUGUAUUGCAUGCCUACUGCUCACAGCGUCUUGCGAAUCAUCUGGAGAGAUGUGGAAAUGCAUCUUUCCGGAUUCCGGCUGGACAUAGAAACGUACGAGAAACUGGGUACGAGAGCUAUCUUCAAUGCUAAGCUCAUUGAGAGUUUGGAUGACAACAUCCAAACCAUCGAGACAUGGCGUGCUAUGGCCGAAAAACAAGUGGAAAAGUUGGAAAAAGAUGCCGCCAUUUCAGGAAGAAACAUGAACGUGGAGGGAUUGCGAAGGAAUUUUGACGCAUUUCGCAAAGCUGUUGAUGCGGCUGCACAAGAAAUGCAUGGAGGAUGGUCGAAAGUAGAGCACAACAAGUAUUUAUUAGAGUCAUUGGAAGUGUUCUUUGCAUCAUUGAGGAGUACAACGUGGGGAUAGAAUCGCGGCGACACUCCACUCGCGGUGUAUUUAAUUAGUCUAGAAGAUCUUGCUUAGAACUCUUUUCACCUGAU